Molecule: messenger RNA, 5536 nt
Organism: Octodon degus (degu)
Lineage: Eukaryota; Metazoa; Chordata; Mammalia; Rodentia; Octodontidae
Gene: Znf219
Product: zinc finger protein 219
Exons: 5
Coding region: 2923-5085 (720 amino acids)
Biological process (GO): regulation of DNA-templated transcription
Cellular component (GO): nucleus
Molecular function (GO): DNA-binding transcription factor activity, RNA polymerase II-specific; RNA polymerase II cis-regulatory region sequence-specific DNA binding
Source: RefSeq, a predicted model, not a curated record
CAUCAUAGUAGGGUGGCGGCAGGUGUAGCUUCUUGUCAUCUUCUGUUCAAUAUUUGAGUCCAUGACUGAGGGUUCAUGCCCCCAACUCAGUAGUGAAGACAGAGGAAAGGAGACUUAUCAGGAAUUCAGUGUGCAAGGUGGCGGCUGCUGUACAGGGUGAGUUUGGAGGAGCCGAUUAGCAAGGUUUAGAGGCUACAGAGAGGAGACCAUAACAGUGAAUCAUUGGCUAUAUGAUUAGAGUGGUCUUGACUCUAAACCAAUUGAGAAACGCCUUUUCCUUUUAAUCCCGUCUAGCACAGUGGUUAUCAUAAUUGUUAGCAGACUUGGAAGGUGUAGGAUUUGCAACGGGGAAAAAUAUCAAGUAUUAGAGAUGGCCAGAAACAGAGGCCUAGUUUUAACUAGACCUCAGAGAUCCCAGACCUUUGCUUCUUCCACUUUGGUCCUAGAAACUUUUCAACCACACGGCUGAAGGGACAGUCUUGUUGGUUCCCUAUGUAUCAGAUGCUUUGGUGUUACCUGUCCUUGUUUGUAAUUUCCACCAAACACCCCUCUUUUUCUACUUAGGAUUGAUGGCUGACAUCCUCAUACCCACCAGUGUUCCUAGCAUGUAAGAGUAGUUGGCUGGUUGUCUUGGAAAUAUUCUGAUUCCUAUCUUUGGCCCUAUAACCAUGUAGAAUCCAAAUAAGGGCAAGAUAACCCCUGAUUCCCAGUAGGGAUGGAAAGUAGGUCAGUGCUACUGUCUGGCCAAGUCGGGUAGAUGGUGUUUAAGGCCUGAGUGUGGAACACUCAGCGGUUAUUGUCCAUGGGUGAUGCAUGCGUGACUUAGGUUCCAAGCCAGUGUGUAGAAUCGUAGACCUUGGCAGUGCUCUCUCCUUGUGAGAUUGGGUGCCUGGGAAUCUGACUUGGUGUGGAGGUGAGGAAGGCAGCUUUCACUGGGCCUGUGAGGGGUCUCAGUGAAUUUUGUUGAUUUUAGGCUGUCCUCUGGGGGAAUUUUUCCCAUGGGAAUUCAGCUUCAGUUUGGGUCUUAUAUAUCACUUUGAAUCCUGGAGACUGCUGUGUGUAAAGUGAGUUUUUGUUGGUGUGUAUGUGUGUGUGUUGGGGAGAAGCUUUGCUCUGUUCUUGUGCUUUUUAGUUCAGAAAUGAGGCCAACUUCCCAUGAGGUGUUUUGCUUGCUAUCCUACAGGCAGUUCUAGGGAGCCUAGAAUUUUCUCAGAAUCAGAAUAUGUGCCCAUAGGUUAGUCAGCUAUGACCAUGCAGUAUUCCCAGCCUCCCUCCUCCCCCCUUCCCCGGCCAUCUGCUUCCUCUGAAUAUACCAGAUUGGCUGUACACCAGGAUGUUCCGGGAAUCCCCAGGAGAGCAACAGAAUGUGAUGAACCCAAAUACGAUGCCUCAGUAACUCAUUCCAGGAUGUACAAACUGUAACUGUCAGGACACUCCUUAUAGCUAAUUAAAAAUUUCCUAGUUUCAUCUAUUUUCUUUUGCCUCUAUUUUCAGUGACAUCCAAAAGGCCAAAAUAAUCCCUCUGGCACCACUUUUUUCCCCCUUCCCCCAUGGUUUCCAUUUAAAAAUUCUCAAGCUUUUCUCAAUGCUUUAUUUAUGGCGCUAAAAUGGCAAACGUGACCCCUCUAGCACUUCAUAGCUCUAUCUAUGGUACUGGGGUGGCCAAAGUGGCUUCUCUGGUAGCCCACUGCUCUCUCCAUGGUACUGAAGAAAUGACCAUAUGUUUUAACAUUUUUGGGGUCUAAAAGAGUCUUGGACCUAGAAUUACGACAUGUUCAAGCUGGAACGGACCAAAAUUGUGAAUUAGUCUAACCCUUUUAUUUUACAUAUGUAUACUGAGAGGUUAAGUGAUUGAAAGUUGUAGGGCUGUUCCAUUAAUGGUUAGACUGGGCUUACUAUUCUAAUUCCCCUUUAAUGAAAUAGUGAACCUGGCUAGGCUCUUGGCUGUAAGAAGGGGGUUUAUUGGGAAGAUCUAGAGGAUGAGCAGAUCCCUGAAUUUGGAGCUGCAGAAAUAUACAUAUCUUAAUGGGAGCGGAGGCAAUCUAGUGACCCUAGGACAAGGACAUUUCAUUAAUUAACUUGUUAAAAAUACUCCCAAGCCCAGAUUCUUCAUGUAACAGGUAUUUUUACCUUCAUGGAGUCUAACCACAUUUACUAAAUGUUCAAAAUAAGGCAGCUUUGGACCUCCAGAGCCUUUUCUUUGCUAAGAGGGCAGACUCCUGACCCAGUUCUUUUCUGUUAAAGAUCUGUAAGCAAAGUAAUGCUUGAGUCCUUUUCUUUCUUAGUAACUCAUUUUGGUUUCAUAAUGCCUGUUGUGGGAAGUUCUUUAUAUUUCAAAUACCCUACACAGGCCAAGGCUUGUGCGUGCGGGGGUGGGUGUAGGCCUACAUUAAUUUAGCCUUGACCAUAUACACUAUGUGGGAAGGAAGGUACACUGAACGACUUCUGUCAUUCUCCCAGGCCUGUCUCCAUUCAUUUUAAUUCUGGGCUUGCUUCUAAGUCCAAAAGCUGACCUCUGCUGCUUAGAACCAGGACCCCCGCCCCCAUCCUCUUCCUCUCAGUGCUCUUCUUCCCUAACCCUGGAGCUCUGCACAUUUCAGGCCUAGGGAAUUUUAGCUGGAGAAUUUAACCCUUUCCUGCUCGGAGCAUGUACUGAGCCCUAUCUGUGCAGAUGGCCGGGCCCCGCCCCCCGUCCCUCACUCCAGCCUCUUGAGCUCAGAGCCAGUGUAAUCCUCCUCUUGUGUGAGGAAGCCUCUCCCCUGCAGAGAGGAGGAAAGCCUGCUUCGGAACAGCUCUGGACAAAGGGGCUGAGAUGCCCCAUCAAACUGCAGGCUCCAAGCUCCUCAGCACCUGUUGCCUUCACUAGCAGCUUUUCCUCCUCUUUCCCGCACUCCCCAGAACCAAAGAAUGUGAAGGGGGUCCAUGGAGGGCUCACGACCCCGUGUCCCCUGCGGCCACUUAGCGCCCUCACCACCUGCCUUCGACGGCGAACUGGAUUUGCAGCGCUACUCUAACGGGCCAGGCGUGAGCGCGGGGCCGCCCGGGAUGGGAGCGGUGGGCUGGCCUGACAGCCGUGCAGGCGAUCGGCGUUUCCCCUGCCCUGUGUGCGGGAAGCGCUUCCGCUUCAACUCCAUCCUGGCCUUGCACCUGCGAGCGCACCCCGGGGCCCAGGCCUUCCAGUGCCCACACUGCGGCCACCGCGCAGCGCAGCGGGCUCUGCUGCGCUCACACCUGAGAACGCACCAGCCACAGCCUGAGCGCCCCCGCAGCCCCGCGGCGCGCCUGCUGCUGGAGCUGGAGGAGCGCGCCCUGCUGCGCGAGGCCCGCUUGGGGCGCGCACGGAGCGCGGGCGGCAUGCAGGGUGCUCCUGCCGCCGAGGGCCUCGCCCGGCCUCAGGUUCCUUCGUCGUCUGCCUUCCAUUGCCCUUUCUGCAAAGGCAAGUUUCGCACCUCCGCAGAGCGUGAACGACACCUGCACAUCCUGCACAGGCCCUGGAAGUGCAGUCUGUGCAGUUUCGGCUCCAGCCAGGAAGAGGAGCUGCUGCACCACAGCCUGACGGUGCAUGGGGCUUCUGAGCGCCCCCUGGCGGCCACCUCUGUGGCGCCCCAGCCUCAGCCUCCACCACAACCCGAACCCAGAUCGGUUCCCCAGCCAGAACCAGAGCCGCCAGAACGUGAGGCCACCCCUGCCCCGGCUCCUGCAGUUCCAGAGGAGCCCCCUGCACCUCCGGAGUUCCGUUGCCAAGUGUGUGGCCAGAGCUUCACGCAGUCCUGGUUUCUCAAGGGCCACAUGCGCAAGCACAAGGCCUCCUUUGAUCACGCGUGUCCCGUGUGUGGCCGCUGUUUCAAGGAGCCCUGGUUCCUUAAGAACCACAUGAAGGUGCACGCCAGCAAGCUGGGCCCUCUGCGCACCCCGGGGCCUGGCUCAGGGCCUGCCCGGGCGCCCCAGCCUCCUGACCUGGGUCUGCUGGCCUAUGAGCCACUGGGGCCUGCACUCCUCUUGGGCCCAACACCUGCCGCAGCGGAGCGCCGUGAGCCCCCGAGUCUUUUGGGCUAUCUGAGCCUCCGAGCUGGCGAAGCCCGGCCCAAUGGGGAGGGCGCAGAGCCUGGAGCUGGCCGCAGCUUUGGAGGAUUCCGUCCACUGCCAUCCACUCUCCCGGCCCGGGCUCGCCGGCACCGCGCAGAAGAGCCGGAGGAGGAGGAGGAGACGGCUGUGGUUGAAGCUGAGGAGGAAAACUGGACCAGGGGCAGGUCACUGGGCCCUCUGGCUUCCCUGCACCCACGUCCUGGUGAAGGCACAGGGCACACUGCGCCUGCUGUUGGGGCACAGGCAAGAUCUACGGCCACGCAGGAAGAAAACGGUCUGUUGGUUGGAGGAACCCGACCUGAAGGGGGCCGGGGUGCCACUGGCAAGGAUUGUCCCUUCUGUGGAAAAUCUUUCCGCUCUGCACAUCACCUCAAAGUACACCUUCGCGUGCACACAGGUGAGCGCCCCUACAAGUGCCCACAUUGUGACUACGCGGGCACCCAGUCCGGCUCACUCAAGUAUCAUCUGCAGCGUCACCACCGUGAGCAGAGGAGCAGUGCAGGCCCAGGGCCACCCCCUGAGCCGCCACCCCCUUCCCAGCGGGGUUCAGGCUCACUGUCUGGAGCUAAGUCAGCUCAGCAGCCUACUACUACCUGGGUGGAGGGCACCACAAGCCCCCGGGCCACCAGUAGUACUGGUCCGGGUUCCCGUCGGAAGCCUGCCAGCCCCGGGAGGACCCUGCGCAAUGGGCGAGGUGGUGAGGCUGAGCCCCUGGACCUGUCCCUACGGGCAGGACCAGGAGGUGAGGCUGGGCCAGGGGGUGCCCUCCACCGCUGCCUUUUCUGCCCCUUUGCCACUGGAGCCCCUGAGCUUAUGGCUUUGCACCUGCAGGUGCACCACAGCCGCCGGGCUCGAGGUCGCCGGCAGCCCCAGGCUGAUGCAUCUCCCCCAUAUACUCGAGCACCAUCAGGAGAGACCCCUCCCAGUCCUCCUGUGGAAGGCGAGGAGGGCCCUGGGUUAAGAUCGGGAGAGGCAGGACUGGGGGGUCAGGAGCGGUAGGGAACCCUCUUAGGGGUGAUUAGCUAAGUUAGUGAGCUUUCCUGCAGGAGCAGGAAAGCGCUAGAGGUAGUUGGGUAGAGCAGCCAGCAGGGGGCAGCGUGGGACCCACAACCCAGCCCAAGGCCGACCAGAGGCCGAGGGGCGGCAGCGGGCAAAGGAGGGUGGGCAGACAGUUCCUACCCAGCCCACAGGAGUCACAGUGCCUUAGAAGUGGCAGAGGUAAGGGUCAAAGAACGGGGUCCCAGGGCUGGCAGAGGGGGUUAUGUCCGUCGAGGAACCACUCUGCCAGUUUUUGCUGGUCCAUAGGCCUGAGAGUUUAUUUUUGUACAAGGGGGUGGGGGUGGGGGGCACUGUACCCUUCUAGCCCCAUCAGGGGCCCUGUAGACGUUGCUAUUUUUGGUACGAUUCCUGUCAUCCCUGUUGCAGUCGUGUCCCCAAUAAACAGGUGUCU